GAAGAUGAGGAGAAGUGAAGGUUUGUUCUUGCGCGUUUUUUAGCGUCUCAGUGUCUGAGGAGAACCUCAGCAGCUCCGCCGCGGGGGUCUGAUCCGGUCCGGUCUUUGUUGUGCAGCCGUUUCUUCUUACAUUUAAUCUUUUGAACGCUUCCACCGGCACCGGGCCGCCUCGCGGACAUGUGCGGUCAGACUGUCGCCACAGGCGGGAAUUAGCUCGUCCUUUUGUCCCGGGUCGGACCGGAGCUAAUUGGACUAGAGACGGACGUGGGUCGCGGUUCUGUUCGGGUCCCGGAUCAAAGGAGGAGGAUGCUGUCCCGGGUCAGCCUGGUCCUGCUGUCCGCGCUGUGUCUGUGGAGCCGGGGCCAGCGCCUGGACCACGACAGCUGGGCAGAUCAGGCGUCAUCCAUCGGUCUCUGUCGCUAUGGCAACAGCGUGGAGUGUUGCUGGGGCUGGAGACAGACAGACUGGGGACGCUGUCAACCUCGCUGUCAGCAGGGUUGUAAACACGGGGAGUGUGUUGGACCAGACAGAUGCGAAUGUCAUCCAGGAUACACCGGCAAGGCCUGUAACCAAGAUCUGAACGAGUGUGGCGUGAAGCCUCGCCCCUGUAAGCAUCGCUGCAUGAACACACUGGGCAGCUACAAGUGUUACUGUCUGGAUGGAUACUCAGUGCAGCCGGACGGCAGCUGCAGGAAUGCUCGCACCUGUUACCAUGCCAACUGUCAGUACGGCUGUGAGGUCAUCAAGGGGGUGGUCCGAUGUACCUGUCCGUCGCCAGGGUUACAGCUGGGACCAGACAGACGCACCUGCAUCGACAUUGAUGAGUGUGUGUUUGGCGGAGGUGUGUGUCCUCGUCGCAGGAAGUGUGUGAACACGUUUGGGAGCUUCAUGUGUAAAUGUCACCUCGGUUUCAAACUCACGUACAUCAAUGGACGGUACUCCUGCAUCGAUAAGGACACUCGGCCGUUCUGCUCUCUGAAUCCCGCCUCUCUGAAGUGCAGGUGUGAAGACGGCAGCUGUGCAGCUGUCCUCAAAGUCCCUCUGGAGCCGCCGAGACCGAGAAGUCCAAGUCCAGCACCUGCCAGAACUACAGCUCUCCUCACCACCCUCACCCCUGCAACUACUGCCACUGCUACUGCUCAGCCAACCACCACAACUGCUGUCCCCAUGACAACCACUACAUUAGCAACAACCAGCCCGGCUACACCUACUACCACCAAAACCACGCCAAUACUUACUACAGAACGUACUGCUGCUACUACGUCUGCAACUACGACUACUUCCACUACUGCUUCAAGUACAACACCAGCUACGACUACCACUGCUGCUACGACGACUUCAACAACUCUGCUAACUACAACUGAACUGGACACUUCAUCUGCUACAACCCCACACCCCACUACUACCACUACUGCAACUACCACUACUCCAAAUACCACUACUCCAACUACCACUACUCCAACUACCACUACUACUCCAACUACUACUACUGCAACUACCACUACUCCAACUACCACUACUCCAACUACUACUACUCCAACUACCACUACUACUUCUACUUCUCGAAGUAUUCCUCAAUCUACAGUGGAACCAACGAGCACGAUGCUCAGCACCACCUCCCUGCCAACGACCACCGUGAACAACAGGGUUCAUAAGGAGGUGACACACAGACAGAGAGGAGACGUGCACAUCCCUCGACAGUCCAGCCACAACCAGGUGUGGGAGUUUGACAUCGAGCUGGGAAACACAGCCGAGGACGCCGGAGAUGAUCCUGAGGUCGGCGUGCUCCGCUGUACCUUCGAUCAUGGACUGUGUGACUGGAUGUCAGACAGAGAAGGAGAUCUACACUGGGAGACUGUUCACGACGCUGCAGGUGGGCGGUACCUGUCCGUCCCGGAGCUGAAGGUGGGACAGAGGAGCGUCCGCGGUGCUCGACUGGCCGUCCACAUAGUCCCGCCCUGGAGCCACGGCGACCUGUGUUUCUCCUUCUCCCAUUGGCUGACGGGGCAUCACGUGGGCGUGCUGCAGCUGUUUGUCAGGAAAACAGGACGAGACCAAAGGUACAGCCCCGCCCUCUGGAGCAGGACAGGUGGACACGGUUGGAGACACACACAGGUUACCUUGAUGAAGAACACUGUGGACAAGGUGUUGCUGAAGGCCGAGCGCAGGAAAGGGCGGCGAGGACAGAUGGCUGUUGAAGAUGUCACACUGAGACAGGGGGCGUGUCGAUGACAUCACUGCAAGACGAGCGGACGUCUUCAGUUUCUGUGAUUCAGGACUGAGCUGCUUUUUUUCCAUCAGCGACUCAAAAGUUCGUCUCUUUCUGAGAAGAACAAAGACGCCGUUUUUCUUUUAGCUGCCGUUUGUGUUCAAGUAGCAGGAGCUAUCGACAGCGUGUGUGUGCGUGCGUGUGUGUGUGCGUGCGUGUGCGACACAAACAGGAAGAAGGCAGGGACACAUCCUGGGAAAUCCUGCAUCAGAGGGGGGACGGCGAGGCCACCGGACUCAGAUUUACUUGUCAUGCUGCAGCAGAGACUUCAGAUCUUAUCUGGAAUCGUUCUUAUUGUAAAUCUGUGAUCGUGCAUUUUAUCCACCUUCAGUCUAAAUUUGUCGGCUCGUGUGUAAGAAUCUGUCGAACGAUCAGAUGAUUUGUUGAUUGACUGAUAAACCUUAAA
Messenger RNA from Chelmon rostratus (copperband butterflyfish), 2675 nucleotides. Its product is annotated as nephronectin-like. NCBI's taxonomy places the organism in Eukaryota, Metazoa, Chordata, Actinopteri, Chaetodontiformes, Chaetodontidae. Gene Ontology annotation, molecular function: calcium ion binding. The transcript is spliced from 13 exons. The record is from RefSeq and is a predicted model, not a curated record. The coding region runs from base 307 to 2232 and encodes 641 amino acids. Gene Ontology annotation, cellular component: membrane.